This is a messenger RNA of Tyto alba (common barn owl), 435 nucleotides long. It is a transcript of the gene FMC1, whose product is annotated as formation of mitochondrial complex V assembly factor 1 homolog. The transcript is spliced from 2 exons. NCBI's taxonomy places the organism in Eukaryota, Metazoa, Chordata, Aves, Strigiformes, Tytonidae. The record is from RefSeq and is a predicted model, not a curated record. Gene Ontology annotation, cellular component: mitochondrion. Bases 43 to 375 code for a protein of 110 amino acids.
GGUCGGCGGGCGGGGACGGCGGAGGUGGUGGCGGGGGGGAAGAUGGCGGCGCUGGGCAGCCCGCUGCGCACCUUGCGGGGGCUCCUGCGUGAGCUCCGCCACGCCACCGGCCGGGCGGGCCGCCCCUACCGCCACACCGCCGCCUACCAGCACGUCGUCGCAGCCUUCCGCGCCCACCGGGUCACCAGCGAGAAGCUGUGCCGGGCCCAGCAGGAGCUGCAUUUCCAGGCUGCCACCUACCUCUGCCUGCUCCGCAGCGUCCGGGAGCACGCGGCGCUUCACCGGGAGUACCACGGCAAGGGGGAGCGCUCGCCCGAGGAGGUCGCCGGCCUGGUGGGCUUCAGGUUGCCUCAGCAGCCGGGAGGAAAGGGCUAAAGGCGGUUCCGCAGCGUGUCACCUAUUUAGUCCUCAAUAAAUAUCCUAGAGUUGUCGAAA